AUUUUGAAAUGUGACCGGAAAACGUGCUACUUCAGCCAACUUCACAAGAUCGGAAACAGUAAUUUCCUGAAAACAAACAGGUUUAAUUAUUGUUUACCGCUUUUGUGAUCUGUCGCAGUCCCGGUGUUUGUCUGCGCCCGGGCCCACGUUAACAGCUUGAUAUCGGUAUUUGCAAUAUCUCUUCUAAAACUCUCCCACUGUCGUCGUUAGCUGUUGUUAGCAUAGAGCAGCGGAGUUAGUUAACCGCUAGCGUUUGGUCAGUUGGAUGCUAAACGGAUUGGACUGGACGGAAUAUAUACCCCUUCUACCAUGGGAGCUCACCGCGGCGAGGGUAACCGGGAGUGCCUGGAGCAGGACGGGUCUGAGGCGCCGGAGCUGAGCCCGACGCCAUGGAACGUGAUGAUCAAACACCGACAGAUUCACAGAAGAGGACGACGCUCACACAUGACAAUCAGCUACACAGAUCCUCAGGUGUCCAUGGAUUUGUUGAGGACAGUGCUUCAGCCCAGCUUCAACGAUGACAUCAUGGCUGUUUUCAGGAAGUAUCACAAGUUCUUUGAGAAGGCGGCAGAAAACGUGAAGGAGAAUGUUGGGGAUGACAUUCCAACAGAUCAACUGAUCCGAGAUACCUGCAGGAAUGUCCUAGAACAUGCCAAACAGCUGUUUCCAGAGGGAGAAGGAAAGAGGGCGGGAGAGGUUGCCAUUAAGAGGUCCAGACCUGUUGAUGAAGACUGCAGUCAGAGAGGAAGCCCUCUUCCCAAGAAGAGGAAACCUCGUCUAGGCGGUCCAUUCAUCUCCUCUGAUCGACAUUUGACCUUCUCCUCUCAGGUAAAGCCGAAGGCUGACCCUAUCAAAAGAGAAGGCCCAAAGUGGGAUCCAUGUCGACUGAACGACAGCAGCACAUUUGUUCUUGGUUCCAGAGCCAACAAGGCACUGGGAAUGGGAGGGACCAGGGGACGCAUCUACAUCAAACAUGCUGACCUGUUUAAGUAUGCAGCAGAUGCAAAGGACAAGCAGUGGCUGGCAGAGAGGCACCACAUGAGAGCAACCGGAGGGAAGAUGGCCUACCUGCUGAUUGAGGAGGACAUCCAGGAUUUGUCCCACAGUGAUGAGUACAAGGACUGUCCAGACGUGAGGAUGGAUGAGCUGAAGCCAUUUUCUGUUCCUGUGUGGAUGGUGGAGAAGAUGAAGAGAGCCAUGGAGGCCCAGCGAGACCAGGAACCCUGACCCCACACGAUGACUUCUGACCUCUCUUUAGAUUAAUUAAAAUGUAAAGGCCACAGAGGAAUUUAUCAUCUGACAUUGGGCUUCUAAAUUAGUAUUUUCUCAGCUGUUUUUUCAAUAAAAUCUUAUUCUGACCCCCCCAAAAAA
Molecule: messenger RNA, 1371 nt
Organism: Betta splendens (Siamese fighting fish)
Lineage: Eukaryota; Metazoa; Chordata; Actinopteri; Anabantiformes; Osphronemidae
Gene: dnttip1
Product: deoxynucleotidyltransferase terminal-interacting protein 1
Exons: 13
Coding region: 310-1227 (305 amino acids)
Cellular component (GO): nucleus
Molecular function (GO): DNA binding; nucleosome binding
Source: RefSeq, a predicted model, not a curated record